Molecule: messenger RNA, 1491 nt
Organism: Trematosphaeria pertusa
Lineage: Eukaryota; Fungi; Ascomycota; Dothideomycetes; Pleosporales; Trematosphaeriaceae
Exons: 7
Coding region: 1-1491 (496 amino acids)
Biological process (GO): amino acid transmembrane transport
Cellular component (GO): membrane
Molecular function (GO): amino acid transmembrane transporter activity
Source: RefSeq, a predicted model, not a curated record
AUGUCUCAAUACUCUGCAAUUCAUCCAAUAAAAGACCAUCGACGUGGUAGCCAGCUCGAUCCUGCGAACGAGGCCAUCGUUACAGGGGAUACCAACCAGCUGAAGCGCGGUCUUCAUGGCCGUCACAUGCAAAUGAUCGCCAUCGGGGGAGCGAUUGGCGCUGGUCUUUUCGUCGGAAGUGCCAAUGCACUUUCCCAGGGUGGGCCCGCGAGUCUUUUGCCUUGCUUCAUGAUCAUUGGAGUCAUGAUGCAGCUCAUGAUGCAAGCAUUGGCCGAACUUGCUGUCAUGUAUCCGGUGAACGGCGCCUUUUAUCAGUACAUCGUUCGAUUCGUCGACCCAGCUUGGGGAUUUGCGAUUGGCUGGGACUACACCAUUCAGUGGCUGACAAUCCUCCCAUUCGAGAUUACAGCCGCCGGUAUCACAAUUGACUACUGGAAACACUACAACAUUGGGAUCUGGAUCGCAGACUUCCUCACCAUCCUUGCCAUAAUCCAGAUCUUCGGAGUCCGCGGCUAUGGCGAAGUCGAGUUCGUCCUCAGCAUGAUCAAGAUCGCCGCCUGCACCGGCUUCAUCCUCUUCGGCAUCAUCGUCAACUGCGGCGGCGUCCCAAGCGACGACCCGGGGCUACAUCGGCGGACGGGCUUCUGCUCUGUCUUCGUCACCGCGUCGUUUGCAUUCGGCGGCACCGAACUGACAGGACUGGCGGCAGCCGAAGCAGUAGACCCCAAGAAGGAGAUCCCGAAAGCCACCAAGCAAGUGUUCUGGCGGCUAACGUUCUUCUACAUUGUGAACCUGUUUAUCCUCGGCCUCAUAGUGCCGUCGAGUUCCAACGUACUGCUCGGUUCGAAGGGCGCUAACACCAAGGCGUCGCCGUUUGUGCUCGCUAUCCAGAUGGCUGGCGUGAAAGGUCUACCGUCCGUCUUCAACGCCGUGAUCACGGUCGCCGUCAUCUCGGUCGCGAACUUGGCAACCUACGCGUCCACCAGAACCCUCCAAGCGAUGGCCGCCAACGGCAUGGCUCCAAAGCUACUCGCCUACGUCGACAGCAAGGGCCGACCGAUGCCCACUGUUAUCCUGCAGCUGCUCUUCGGCCUCCUUGCGUUCAUCAACGAAGCGUCUGAGACCGGCGGCGUCAUCUUCGGCUGGCUGCUUGCCCUCAGCGGGAUCGCUAACUUCUUCGGCCACGCAAUCGAGGAGCUGCCGUACCGCGCCAUGUUCGGCGUCUGGGGGAGCUGGAUCGGCGUCUUUCUGGACUUCAUCUGCCUGGCAGCGCAGAUGUCGCUCUCUGGGUACCUCAUCGGUAGCAAGCCCGACGCUGAAAACUUCUUCAGCGCCUACAUCGCUCUCCCGCUCAUCUUCUUCUUCUACUUCAGGAAGGCGUACUCCUGGAAGAAAUACCCCUCGCACCGCAAGCUCUAUCCCUAUCAAGGAGAUCGACGUUCUUACUGGCAUGCGCGAGGAGCAGAAAGUGCUUUCUGGUAUCGGCAUUGA